CUAAGAAACGGAGGGACGGACGCGCGCCGAGCGAGCGCUCACAGCUCUUCCUUUCGCGGCUGAGGAAAGUAACUCCGAUGGAGUAAGAGUGCAGCCGCGAUCUCAGAAGCCAGAGCGCCGGGCUUGAGCGUGUGGGCGGGGAGGGAGGGGGGGCGAAAGAAGAGCAUCGCCGCACCGCCAGCAAAGAAGAGAAGGAAGGGGGAAAAACAAAACACUGUUGCCUUUCCCUUCUUCCUUCCUUCCUUCCCCGACCAGGCAACUGGCAACUCCGGGAAGGCGAGAGGUUUCCUCCUCGCGGCUCUGGGCAGACACCGCCUGAGCAAGAGACUCCUGGUAUAAAGUUAUCCAAAGUCGCUAUGGCCCCGGAGGCUGGAGCCCUCGGCUUACUGGCGGCGAUUGUCUCCUUCGUCGCGCCCUCCGCUGCCUUCCUGGGAGCAGCUCGUGGCCAGUUCUCGGCAGGAGGCUGCACCUUUGAAGAUGGCCCGGGACCCUGUGAUUAUCAUCAGGAUCCCUAUGAUGAUUUUGACUGGGUACAUGUUAGUGCUCAAGAGCCUCAUUACCUCCCCCCUGAGAUGCCUCUUGGUUCCUACAUGAUAGUGGAUUCUUCACACCACAGCCAUGGAGAAAAGGCUCGGCUUCAGCUUCCUACCAUGAAAGAGAACGAUACCCACUGCAUCGAUUUCAGCUACCUUUUGUACAGUAAGAAAGGGACAAGCCCUGGGACUCUGAACAUCUUGGUUAGGGUGAACAAAGGCCCUCUGGCAAACCCCAUUUGGAACGUGACUGGCUCCACUGGCAAAGACUGGCUACGGGCAGAGCUGGCUGUCAGCACCUUCUGGCCAAAUGAAUAUCAGGUAAUAUUUGAGGCUGAAGUCUCAGAUGGAAGAAAUGGCUACAUUGCCAUUGAUGACAUCCAGGUUCUGAGCUACCCUUGUGAUAAAUCUCCUCAUUUCUUGAGGCUGGGGGAUGUAGAGGUCAAUGCAGGUCAGAAUGCAACAUUUCAGUGCAUUGCUACAGGAAGGGAUGCAGUGAAGAACAAGUUAUGGCUGCAGAGACGCAAUGGAGAAGAUAUUCCAGUGGCCCAAACAAAAAAUAUAAAUCACAGACGUUUUGCUGCCACCUUUAAACUUCAGGAAGUAACAAAAACAGAUCAGGAUUUAUAUCGUUGUGUUACUCAGUCUGAGAGAGGAUCUGGAGUUUCCAACUUUGCUCAACUUAUUGUUCGAGAACCUCCUAGACCAAUAGCUCCCCCACAGUUGCUUGGAGUUGGACCGACUUACCUGCUCAUUCAGCUGAAUGCAAAUUCCAUUAUUGGGGAUGGACCUAUCAUCCUAAAAGAGGUGGAAUACCAUAUGACAACAGGGACCUGGACAGAAACGCAUGCGGUCAAUGCACCGACAUAUAAGCUAUGGCAUUUGGACCCAGACACAGAAUAUGAGAUUCGUGUUCUUCUAACCAGACCUGGAGAAGGCGGCACAGGUCAGCCAGGCCCUCCGCUGAUUACCCGAACCAAAUGUGCAGAGCCUAUGAGAACACCCAAGACUUUGAAAAUUGCUGAAAUCCAGGCACGUCGUAUUGCUGUGGAUUGGGAAUCCCUAGGUUACAACAUCACUCGCUGCCAUACGUUCAAUGUUACCAUCUGCUACCAUUACUUCCGUGGCCAUAAUGAAAGCAAGGCUGACUGCUUGGACAUGGAUCCCAAAGCACCGCAGCAUGUUGUGAAUCACCUGCCUCCUUACACAAAUGUGAGCCUCAAAAUGAUUUUGACAAACCCCGAAGGACGGAAAGAGAGCGAGGAGACCAUUAUUCAGACAGAUGAAGAUGUGCCUGGUCCCGUACCUACAAAAUCAUUAAAAGGAACUCCCUUUGAAGAUAAGAUCUUCUUAAAUUGGAAAGAACCAAUGGACCCAAAUGGUAUCAUCACCCAAUAUGAGGUCAGUUACACUAGCAUACGAUCCUUUGAUCCUGCAGUUCCAGUGGCCGGGCCACCUCAAACUGUGUCAAAAUUAUGGAACAGUACACACCAUGUUUUUCCCUAUCUACAUCCUGGGACUACAUAUCAGUUUUAUAUAAGGGCCAGCACUGUCAAAGGUUUUGGACCAGCUAUAGCCAUCAAUGUAACUACCAAUAUUUCAGCUCCCACAUUACCAGAUUACGAAGGUAUUGAUGCUUUUCUCAAUGAAACAGCCACAACCAUAACUGUACUUCUGAGACCAGCACAAGCAAAAGGAGCGCCUAUCAGCGCCUAUCAGAUUGUGGUUGAAGAGCUGCAUCCUCAUCGGACCAAACGAGAAACUGGUGCAAUGGAUUGCUACCAGAUUCCUGUCACCUAUCAAAAUGCCCUGAGCAAUGGCUCGCCCUAUUAUUUUGCUGCAGAAUUGCCUCCUGGCAAUCUUCCAGAAGCAGCGGCUUUCACAGUUGGUGACAAUAGAACUUAUCAAGGCUUCUGGAACCCACCUUUGGUGCCUCGGAAAGGGUAUAAUAUCUACUUUCAAGCUAUGAGCAGUGUUGAAAAGGAGACCAAAACUCAGUGUGUUCGAAUUGCUACUAAAGCAGCUGCAACAGAAGAACCAGAGGUUAUUCCUGACCCAGCCAAGCAGACUGACCGUGUAGUGAAAAUAGCAGGAAUAAGUGCUGGAAUCCUUGUCUUUAUUCUCAUCCUCCUCCUUGUCAUAUUAAUUGUCAAAAAAAGUAAACUGGCGAAGAAACGCAAGGAUGCCAUGGGAAACACUAGACAAGAAAUGACCCACAUGGUGAACGCCAUGGAUCGGAGUUAUGCUGAUCAAAGCACACUCCAUGCAGAAGAUCCUCUUUCAGUCACCUUUAUGGAUUCUCAUAACUUCAACCCCAGAUUGCCCAAUGAUCCACUUGUGCCGACUGCUGUGUUAGAUGAAAACCACAGUGCAACAGCAGAGUCAAGUCGUCUAUUAGAUGUGCCUCGUUAUCUCUGCGAAGGAACAGAAUCUCCCUACCAAACUGGCCAACUGCAUCCUGCUAUCAGAGUAGCGGAUUUGCUGCAGCACAUUAAUCUCAUGAAAACAUCUGACAGCUAUGGUUUCAAAGAAGAGUACGAGAGUUUCUUUGAAGGACAAUCAGCUUCUUGGGAUGUGGCCAAAAAGGACCAAAACAGAACGAAGAAUAGAUAUGGGAACAUUAUAGCAUAUGAUCACUCCAGGGUGAUAUUACAACCUGUGGAAGAUGAUCCUUCUUCAGACUACAUUAAUGCUAAUUAUAUUGAUGGAUACCAGAGACCAAGUCACUACAUUGCAACCCAAGGUCCAGUGCACGAGACAGUCUAUGAUUUCUGGAGAAUGAUAUGGCAAGAACAAUCAGCCUGCAUUGUUAUGGUUACAAAUUUAGUUGAAGUGGGUCGGGUUAAGUGCUAUAAGUAUUGGCCUGAUGACACAGAAGUUUAUGGGGACUUCAAAGUUGCUUGUGUGGAAGUGGAACCACUUGCAGAAUACGUUGUCAGGACAUUCACCCUUGAAAGGAGAGGUUACAAUGAAAUCCGUGAAGUUAAACAGUUCCAUUUUACCGGCUGGCCUGAUCAUGGAGUACCUUACAAUGCAACAGGCCUUCUUUCAUUUAUACGCCGUGUAAAACAAUCUAACCCACCAAGUGCCGGGCCUAUUGUUGUGCAUUGCAGGUGUGUAGAAAAGAGCGCUGGAGCUGGCCGAACUGGAUGCUAUAUUGUAAUUGACAUCAUGUUAGACAUGGCAGAAAGAGAAGGUGUUGUAGACAUCUACAACUGUGUCAAAGCCUUACGUUCACGCCGCAUCAACAUGGUACAGACAGAGGAACAGUAUAUCUUUAUUCAUGAUGCCAUCCUGGAAGCCUGCUUAUGUGGAGAAACUGCCAUCCCAGUCUGUGAAUUUAAAGCUGCAUAUUUUGACAUGAUUCGAAUAGACUCUCAGACAAACUCUUCACAUCUUAAAGAUGAAUUCCAGACCCUGAAUUCUGUGACUCCUCGGCUGCAAGCCGAAGACUGCAGCAUAGCAUGCUUGCCAAGAAAUCAUGACAAAAACCGCUUUAUGGAUAUGCUGCCACCUGACAGAUGUCUGCCUUUCUUAAUUACUAUUGAUGGCGAAAGCAGCAAUUACAUCAAUGCUGCCCUUAUGGAUAGCUACAGACAACCUGCUGCUUUCAUUGUCACUCAGCAUCCUCUGCCGAACACUGUGAAAGAUUUCUGGAGACUAGUCUAUGAUUAUGGCUGUACCUCUCUCGUGAUGUUAAAUGAAGUUGAUUUAGCUCAAGGAUGCCCACAAUAUUGGCCAGAGGAAGGAAUGCUGAGAUAUGGUCCUAUUCAGGUUGAGUGCAUGUCCUGUUCAAUGGAGUGUGAUGUAAUCAACAGAAUUUUCAGGAUAUGCAAUUUAACAAGGCCUCAGGAAGGUUACCUGAUGGUUCAGCAAUUCCAGUAUCUGAGUUGGGCACCUCAUAGAGAUGUCCCAGGCUCCAAGAGGUCAUUCUUAAACUUAAUUCUUCAAGUGGAAAAGUGGCAAGAAGAAUGCGAAGAAGGGGAAGGGAGAACCAUAAUUCAUUGUCUGAACGGUGGUGGACGAAGCGGGAUGUUUUGUGCCAUAGGCAUUGUAGUGGAAAUGGUUAAAAGGCAAAACGUCAUUGAUGUUUUCCACGCAGUAAAAACUUUACGGAACAGUAAGCCUAACAUGGUAGAAACGCCGGAACAAUAUCGUUUCUGCUAUGAUGUCGCACUGGAAUACCUUGAAUCAUCUUAAUAUGAAAGGAUAAAUACAAUCAAGUGAACCAAAUAAUAUGAAAUUUAAGAAACUGUGUUUUGACAUCUGCUGUUGAACCUAUGAAGAAACGUUUUAGUGAAGGGGAGACUUAAUUUUUAAAUGCAAAAGUAUUUUUCUUAAUAAAUGGUGUAAAGGAGAGAGGAGAGAGAGAGAGAGAGAGAGAAAGAGAGAGAGAGAGAGAGAGAGAGAGAGAGAGAGACUGUUGUUCUGUCCCUAUACACAAUCUGAAUAUAGUGCCACAAAAAAAAAAAUUAAGAGUCAAGGCAGAGAACAUCUGCUAAUCAAAGUAAAACUUUCCAGUGUUUGCAUAUUCCACUGACUCUCGGCUACAUUAGUCCUGUCAUCUGUUGCAUGUAUCUAUUCUAGUGAAUGUUUUAUUUUACACUUGUUCUUAAUUUCAUACUGUUAAAAGUUUUUAAAAACACUGUGUACAGACUGAUAAUCUGUAGGUUUUAUGUGUUGCAAGAAUCUAUAUAGAGAUACAGCCACACAUACUGCAAACAUUUUUAAAAAUGGCAUAUUUUAUUUUACUGUGCAAUGACAGCCUGAUCAAAGUUCUUUAUAAAGAAAUUCAAACAUAAGCCAAAGACUCAAGUGUAAAUAUGUUUAUAUAGGAAAGAAAGCACAUUGUAUUUAUUGUUUACUGACAUUCCUUUUAUGAUGGUUGGACAGAACCAUUUUUUUUCUUAGAAACAUUGUUGCUGAAAUCAAGUGUAAAUGAUUUUUGUAGAUUAUUUUUUGUAUGUAUUGUGUAAGUAGAAGGAGAGAAAAUGAAAAGAUCUUUUAUGGAUAAGCCAGAAAACAUUGAUAUACUUUUUUGGUUGGGGUGUGUACACGCUUAUGAAUGAAAUUCAUGUAAACAAGAAAAAGAAACCGAACAUAAAACUUCUUUCUCAGACUAUAUAGAGGUUUUCUUUCAGUUUAUAGUGAUAAGAAAUCAAAUAGAAACUGCACAUAUAUAUAACUUUGGGAAUUUCAUUAAUUUUUUAAGGAGUAAAUGGGUUAAUAAUGAAUGCUUGACACACAGAGCAAGUACAAAAAUAAAUAAAAAUGCAAGUUAAUAACAUUUAUUUUAAUGUUUACAGUUGAGGCACAAGUUCUAGGCCACCGCACCAGUGCAUUGUUCCCUUCUGCAAUGCUGGAGGAAUCUUCUGGUUCUCAUUCGUGAUUUCCCAGCUGAGCCAAGAAAUCAGCUUUGGUUCAAGGCUUCAAAGAAGCUCCAGCUUUUCUCCCAGUGGUAGUCUAGAUUUGUGGAAAUGGUAGCUUUGUGUUCUGACAAAGCCAAAA
Notechis scutatus (mainland tiger snake) is the source of this 6041-nucleotide messenger RNA. The record is from RefSeq and is a predicted model, not a curated record. Lineage: Eukaryota; Metazoa; Chordata; Lepidosauria; Squamata; Elapidae.